UAAUUUUCUGAGUUUCAUGCCAAAAAGAGAAAGAAUUGCUCAACACUACAAUCGAACUCAAGAAUCUCCGAAAUCAAUCGAUCUUGUUUCGAAUGCCCAUGUACCAGAAUUAAAUAAAAAACCCGCCAAAUACCCUUAACAGGCCAAAAUAAUUGUUCCCGUUAUCGAAUUGCCAUGGGCGUGAAUUGAAUCAGAACACCACCAAAUGCCAGAAGAAGCCGGAUUAGAAAUGACGGCGGCCGCCACUACAGGCGGAGCAGCAGCAGCAUCGGUACUAUCGUCAGAAGACGCGGCCGCCACAGCGCUGUGCGACCACAUACGGAAAAAGGGCUUCCAAUCUCACAUAUUCUCAGACAUAACAAUUUCCUUCCUCUCCAAAGAUUACCCUUUGCAUAAGAUCGUCUUAUCCCAAAGCUCAUAUUUUUUGUCCCUUUUAGCGGGGCCGUGGAAAGAGCACGGCAAGGCCAAGAUACAGCUUCAAAUUGACGAUUCCAAUGUCACUGCACAGGGGCUCGAAAUUGCGCUCGCUUAUCUGUAUGGCGUCACACCCGUCUUGAACGAGCAGAAUGUCGUGGCUGUGUUGGCGGCGGGGUGUUUUCUCUGCCUGGACAAUCUUUGUGAUAUGAGCGUGCAUUUUAUUGUUGGUGAUUUGAGGGUUGAGACGUUUCUGACUUACCAGACGUUGUCGGAGCGACAUUGUUACGGGAAGCAUGUGGAGACUGUGAGGGCUGCCUGCUGGUCUUUUCUUUGCUCUCAUGCUGCCAGAGAGCUGCUGCAUGUCUUGCCAAAGCUGUCUCUUCAGGUUCUCUGUCGGCUUCUUAAGUCUGAUGAGAUUUGGGUUCCAAAUGAAUUAGAAAGGCAUAAACUUGCAAAACAGGUUCUUAUAGAUUGGAAGAUUGCUCGAGUGAAGGUGGCCAAUACUCCUACAGAUUCAGCAGCCUCAAAAAGACACAAGUUAAAGUUCACAUCAGCUCACAAAUCAAUAAGGAGUAGGAGUUUGCGGUGUAAUAAGCUUAAUUCAAAGAUUAGUAGAGGAACCAAAAGAAAAGGUUCUCCUGUUUGCUCAAAUGAGAUCUCGUCACCCCAAGAGAAGGAAGUUGACUCAGAAACUGACCUCCAAAAGCUGAAACGGCUGUGGGAAGAAAAUGCUGCAGAUCCUUCCUAUGGAUCACAGGAUGAUUUUGAUAUGUGUAUUGAUUUGUUUACUGGGAAUGGAAUCAUAUAUGCACACAUGGAGGUAGAUGAGCUGUUUUCAGUGAAAAAGGAACUUGAAGAUGCAAAUCUACCUUCUGAUGCUAUAAAUGACAGUAUAUGGCAAAAUGCGUUGUUAAACAAACACUUGGUUAGGUUGGGUGAAAGUCACACUCGUGGUACUUCAUCUGAUGACGACGACUUAGAAAUGGAUGAUGAUGAGGAUGACGACGAUGAGGAUGAUGAUGAAGAUGAUGAGGAUGAAGAUGAAGAUGAGGUUGAUUAUGAUGAAGAAGAAGAAUCAAGUGAUCGAGAUUCUGAUGAUUCAAGUUCAAGGAAUGCAGUGACUACUGAAUCACCCAAGAGAUCACGGGUUGAAAGCUGUUCACUGGUUUGCUUCUCAUGCUUAGAGUUAGAUAGUCCCGAGUCAGUUGAAUCAAAGAGAAGGAAGACAACAAGUGGCUUCACAUGGGCAGCCAAGCCAGAUAUAGGAAUGCGACUAAAAGAUUUUCCUCCUUUCAGAUUUGGGGUGGAAUAUAUUUGGAAGGAUAAAAAAUGGAAUUUGGAUCCUAAGCAUAAAAGUCUCUUUUAUGCUGGUUCCUUGUGGACGAUUGCUGUCACUUAUGAAUUGGAUAAUGGCUGGCAUUUUGGAGUGUAUUGUCAGAGCAGGAAAAAUGUUUUUGAUGCAUACCCUUAUUCUGAUACUAGGAAGAAGGUACGGUUCAUGGCAAGGCUACACCUUAAGACAGCUUCAGGAUUGUGGCGAGUUACUGGAACUGGUCUACGAGGUGACUCAAGAAACUCAGUUGGAAUGCAAUUGACGGCAAAAGAUAUUGUCCAGGAUGAGCCUUUGAGAAUUUCAGCUGCAGUUCAACUGAUUGAUGAUUGAUCAUAUUUCCAGCUCUUCCUGUGGUUUUCUUUUUUUCUGAAUAUUAUACAAUCUAAAUUUAAGCGUUUUUAUGUUUACAAGGGCAAUUUUUGUGAUAGGUGAAGCAUUUGAUUAUCCCCCUGUCAUUGCCGUUUUCUUUCUCUAGAAUGGAUUACCAUUAAAAUAGAGUUCGGGAGCUGGAAAAAUGACAAUUUGAAUGUUUUGACUGGAGCCCAAAAAUUACUAGGUAUGAUAUAUGCUGGAUACAAAGAUUCACACAGAAAUGAAAUCCAUUUGAAAAAAAUUGACAAGGUCAAACUCUAUUACUUGUAACUUUGUAAGUAUUGUUUGUCCCCAGUGUUAUAGCCCUGCAAGUCUACGUUUGUACAGAAGGCGGUGUAUUAUUGUAAGCUGAUAUAAGUAUUUAUAGCAGUGUCAUUUUCAGCUUUGACACACCAAUCACUUUGGGAUAUAGGCAGUGCCUGGACCUUGAAUCUCACAGUAUUUUACACAGAAAUCCAUUUUUUGGUUAAUUGGCAAGAACAUAUUUUGCGGUAGAAGUUUCACCACAGCUUGACAGCAUGGGUCCCAGCAUGCUCCGGUUACCCUUAUGCUUGCACUACAUGGCCUCUGAGGGUUGAAUUUGUGUCUAGCCUGAGCAAGUUCUCAGGAUUCCUAGAUAAUACUUUUAUAUUUGUGAAUGGCAGUCUCAUGAAAUUAGGUGUGCUAUAAUGGAUGAAGGCUUUAUAAGUAAUUUUGGCACUCUUUUUGAUAAAUUGGGUCUCAAAUUGAAACGACACAUCCAAGUUUUUGUCCAGUUUAUUUAAUUAUACAUAAGUACUGUACCUAUUUCAAACGACAAAAUGAUUUACAGGAUCUUGUAAAAUUGUAUGCAUGUUUUAAGGGCAUUUUUUAAGUAGUCUGUUGGGGUGUGGUGACCUUCCAGCAAGUUGGAGCACUUAUUUCCACGUGGAAUAUGUUCAGAUGUCAUGGGCUUGCACCUCACAAUAAUGUCAACUACUUUGCAAGAAUAGAGUCUGGUCCCUCACCGGGAGUUGGUUAAUGGGUGGUUUCGGAUGCCCAAAAUUUCUAAAAAAUAUUUUUAUUAUAGGCCUCAGAUGUUCAAUUUGAGAACUUAUAUAAUAUAUAUCCUUUCGAAUG
This is a messenger RNA of Cryptomeria japonica (Japanese cedar), 3220 nucleotides long. RefSeq lists its product as uncharacterized. Bases 206 to 2080 code for a protein of 624 amino acids. The record is from RefSeq and is a predicted model, not a curated record. Lineage: Eukaryota; Viridiplantae; Streptophyta; Pinopsida; Cupressales; Cupressaceae. The transcript is spliced from 2 exons. Gene Ontology annotation, molecular function: protein binding.